UGUUUUCAUACUUUUCACAGCAAGUGAAGUUCGACAAGUGAAACUCAAUAUGCAGUCUCUCAAGUCUCUGGGACUUCUUCUCAUUCUCCAUCCUUUCUUCAGGGUUGACGCUCUUGAGUGCUACUCUUGCCUGCAUUCCACCCCCGAAGACUGCUUCCGGCCCAAACUUAACGGGCUCAGCGUGAUGACCUGUCCUUCCACCUUCACGCACUGCAUAAAAAUCGUGGGAAAUUCUUCCGAUGGCGUGUGGAUGACGAGAGACUGUGGACCAGCUGAAGUUUGUCAAGCAAUUGAGGUCGUCAAAGACGUUACGGAGUGUCACAUUUGCGAUAGGAAGCUGUGCAAUUCCACCUCCUUUGCAGAUAGUUGCUGCUUUUUGCUCAUUUUGGCACUGGUUGCAGCUCAGCUCAGGUGUUUUGUCAAGUGAAUCUUGUCGAUUCACUAAGACAUCGACACGACUGAUAAGGAGCUCACUCAUUGAACACACCUUAAUCUCUGUGACGAUUUCCCACAAGCGAGUCUCACUCACGAGCACUGAUAAGAUAUUGAGGGUAAACGAACAAUGUUAAGCAUGGCAAAAUGCUGUGAAAUUUAAUAAAGAUUUCCC
Molecule: messenger RNA, 607 nt
Organism: Phlebotomus argentipes
Lineage: Eukaryota; Metazoa; Arthropoda; Insecta; Diptera; Psychodidae
Exons: 3
Coding region: 50-427 (125 amino acids)
Biological process (GO): sleep; regulation of synaptic transmission, cholinergic; positive regulation of voltage-gated potassium channel activity
Source: RefSeq, a predicted model, not a curated record